Nothobranchius furzeri (turquoise killifish) is the source of this 2892-nucleotide messenger RNA. RefSeq lists its product as uncharacterized. Lineage: Eukaryota; Metazoa; Chordata; Actinopteri; Cyprinodontiformes; Nothobranchiidae. Gene Ontology annotation, molecular function: 3'-5'-RNA exonuclease activity. The record is from RefSeq and is a predicted model, not a curated record.
CGCCUUCCAUCUUUACCAAAACACGCUCUCUCACUUGAUUGGUCAAUGCCUCAAAAUAUGCCCACCUUCUGUAAAACUGACCAAUCACAGUGGAGAACAGAGUUUCCCGUUUGUUUUCACCUCAUUGCAAAGUUGUGGUCGUCUCGGGGUUAUGGAGGAAGGUCGAGACUUAUCCUUUCAUGGGAAAGCGGUUGUAACUGAAGCUAAUCUGAGAGAUGAGUAUUACUGGAAGCUCGUUGCAGACUUCAUUGGCCCUCAGUCUGGAGAGGGACUGGAUCUGGAACAGGGGCCGUGCAAAAACAGGUUCAUGAUUCAAGUUGGACUCAUAGUUGAAGACAACAACUUCCCCUGGAUUGCCAUCGUACACUGGCUGAAGAAAAUCUUCCCCGGCCAUCAGUCGGCUGACUUCCGGUGUUUGGUUGAACGAGGCAUCGCAACGACGUUGAGUCUGGGCGUUGAUGCCAGGCUGACCUUCCUGGAAUCAAACGUCAACUUCAACUUUGUCGGCCCGAUAUGCGACAGCAUUGGAGUUGAGCGGCAGCACCUGUUGGAGCUGAAGGACUUCUCGGAGCGAGCCCGGUUCAUGGAAGUCACCAAUGGACUGAUUGUUGAACUGAUCAACUUUGUCUCCAGGGAGAAGCUCUCCCCGGUCGUCAUCGUCACCUGGCUGAAGAACUUCAACCCGGAGUUUUGUACGAGUGGAAACCUCCAGAAGGCGUAUAAAAGCAUCAAACCCAAGAUAAAGAAGUUAAAAAUGCACUGUGGCCACUACGAAACCAGACGGCACAGAAAGAACGCGGCGAUCGAGGCGCUGCUUCAGAGUCCGUUUGAGCUGGUUCCGAGUAAAAUACCAAAGCAGCUCGCAAAGAAACGCAUCAGAAGAGAGGAUUACGACGUUGUGGUGAAAGAAGAGUGUGAGGGUUAUGACGUCUCAAAAGGCGAGGGCUCCGAGGUGGUCAACGUGGCUUGGAGCCAACAUCACAGUGACAUCAAGUUUGAUGAAGGCGUGAAUGAAUCCAACUGUGGAGCAACAAGCUCGGAGGACAGCAGAGUUUCUCUGACGCUGCUGGACAUCGCCAUGCUAACGGUCCAAAAGCUGCUGAACGUUUCUGGAGCCAAAAUUGAAGCAUGCAAGCAAAUUUCCUUGGACCUGCUGAAAAACCACUACAUCCUGACUUACAAGGAGCAUCCGGCCAUGGAGGAGUUCGAGAGGAAGGUCGGAGCGCUGCGUCACAAGUGUUCGCUUGUGCCUCCCGUCGUCUUUCUAAACUACAACGCACACUUCCUGGUGCACGUGCAUGAGGCGAUCGAGCAGCAGAUCCUGAACUUUGAGAAGGACAUCAUCAUGUCCACGGGAGAGAAGCUAGGCCGGGACAAGCUACCGACCUUCAAGAACUUUGUGGGUUUGCCUGAAAGCGCUACUUGUUGUUACGUCCACAUGGCCUGUGACAUCCUGUGCCCCCGCAGCGCCCACCGCCCCGGCAAGCCCAACUACAGGAAACACUGGGUAGCGUUCUGCAAGGAGAAGGGAAACCCCUCCAAACUGGCUGUGAACCUGUCAAACCGCUUCAAAGGUUACUUUGAAGCGGCAGCCGGACUCAUCCAUCAUCACAAAGAGAUAGCUCUCUUCUUCUCCGACCUGCUGGCCAUGACCAACGAGGCCUGUCCCAACAUCAUCCUGCAGAGCGUAGCAGCAGACGCUAACGACUCCACCAUCCAGAGCUUCGUGUGUGUUCUGGCCAUCGUUUACUGUAAGGUCCUCGGCCCCUACUGGCAGCUGCUGAAUAGUGGGGGGGAGUACUCGCUCUUCAGCCAGUACCUGCUCUGUUUCUACCAGAAGUUCCUCGACUGGUCCAAAGAUCCUUCAACUCUGCUGGAACCGGAGGAGACCACAAAUGUUUUCAAGCAAUUCCCGCUGCAGGAGAAGGCCCUCGGUGAAGUGUUUAACUACUGCGGGCAGUGGCACGCAAACCGAGAGCUGAUCAGGGUGUGUCUGAAGGGUACCAUCAAGGUGAUAGCUACCGUCACCGAGGAACACCUGAAGGACUUUUUACCUGGAGGAGUUUUCUCCCAAAUCCCCUCCGAAGAUGUGCGCCUGCAGCUGGUGAGCUGCACGUUCUCCGUCCUCAUGGCGGACUAUCCCUUCAGUUACGAGGAUCUGUACCAGAAGAGAAAACCCGGCAAGGAGGCUUCCUCAAAGACCAGCCAGUGGGACAGCUCCGUGGAGGAUGAAGUUAAGUUGAGUUCGUCUGGUGACAGUGAUGAUGGGGUUUCAGGUGGAACCGGUUCCCUUUUGGGCCAGAAGGAGCAUCAGAGCCCUCAGACGAAGAAAGGUUCCAAACCGGCCAACGAGGAGGCGGUGGAGGUGAACAUGGACCUGGAUUACAUCUCAGCGACUGUCAGCAGAAACGGAGGUCCGUGCAAGACCCAACAGGACGUCGACAAACUGCUGCUGCAGCUCGAGGAGAAACCCCGAGUUGAGAAACAAGAGGCUAUUCGCUGUGAGUUGGUCUACCAGAAGAUGGUUCUGAACAACCCGGACCCCAGACUGGACUGUGUUCUCCAGACCACCACCCAGAUGGUGCUGAAGCUGAAGCUCGCACUCCCUCGGGUCAAACCCGGGUACUCCCUGGUGCUGGCCCCCAGGAAGACACGACCAAAAGCUGUGACCCAGACGGCACCAGAACCACCCGCUGCUCAGGUGGUCAACAUGCUGGUUUCAGAAGAACAUCCAGACUGUCAAACCGAGCAGAAACUAACAAACGCAUCCAUGUAGCCUUCUGAGGUUCAGCCACCACUUAAAUGGUUCUGUAACCGAUAGGUUUAACUUUUUCUCUUUUGUUUUCUUCUUCAUGAAAGUGAAUUUAUUAAAACUCCACCGUGGGAUCACAA